CUGUAGUGGCCUUACCUGAUUUUUCUACCUGAGCUGUGGCAAGGUAAUCUGGUUUUUCACUUUCUUCCGUCUUUGUCGGACCAUUUCCUGGUAGAUUUAUCACCUUUCUCCGGCAUCACCUCCAGCCACCGAGAUCCUAGAUUUUUUUUAGAUCUGUCUGCUCCAGGAAAGUGGUGGAUCCCAAGGAGUUCUAGAAGAUGUUUGGCCCUGCUGCUUGGCCUGUCUGAGUCCCAGUGGCUAACUGGGAUGGGAGAGCAGUUGGGUUUUGCCCCUGAGUGCCCUCUUUACUGUAUUGUCAUUGCACCUCGUACAAUGAAAUUAAAUGCCAUCUUCAGUGUACAUCAUACUUAAGAAAACUAUAAAAAUAAAACAAAAACACACAUUCCCCUCCCCACUGCUCUUGGCGUUUCAGGCAAAAAAGAAAAGAAAAGACAGAAAUUCCUCUUGAAAUUAAAGUGGGGAAGAGUUAAAAGAAUAUAAAUGUCUCAGCCAGAACUGUAAAUAAAGUAAAUGUUUCUUUUCUUACGCACACGAACAGGAAAUCAGUAAAAAUUUCCAUAUACAGAUACUAACAUCUGCAGUACUUUUCAUUCAUGAACAAUUAUUGAGAUUAAUUUUCUUUUCUUUUUCAGGAGAACAGCGAGAACCGUAGGAUAGCACUAUUACAAAUGAUCAUGUCCGAAGAAAGGAUGUUUGAACAUCAAGACGCACUUCAAAAGGGUAUGAAAAGUUGCAUAAGAAACGGAGGGAAGAGGUCUUCUUAUCCUAGUGGGGUCUGUGGCCUCCAAACCCAGGAAGUUCACCAAGGAGAAGAAAAGGGAGAAUAUUUCAGAUGUGGCAAAGGAGACAAAGAAAACUGUGAUUUCAUUCAAUAUUGUACAACCCAGACCGAAGAGAAACAAUAUGAAUAUCAAGAGGAUGGGCAAAGUAUUAGCUCUGCCUCCUACCUUGCCUUACAUCGCCCAUCAUACACCAAAGAGAUACCAUGUGCAUUUAUAAAUUGUGAGGGAAAUUUCCGUUUCAGCAGACGCCUAAUUUCCCACAAAGAAGGGAAGCCAUACGAUCGUGGAGUGGAUUUCAAUGUGAAACAGUUACUUACUUUCCCCCCAAAAAAUCCCCCAAGGGAGAAGAAACCUUAUAAGUGUCUGAGGUAUGAAAAGACGUUCACUCAAGAGAAGUAACCUUGUCGUACAUGAACCCACACAGGGGAGAAACUAUAUGUGUGCCCUAUGUGUGGAAGAGGAUUUGGUCAGAGUGGUCACCUUAAAACACACCAACGAUCCCACAUGGGGGAGAAACCGUAUACGUGCAGGGAAUGUGGGAAGAGCUUCAGUUGCAGCAAUUCUUUUAUUUGCCAUAAAAGAAUUCACACGUGGGAGAAGCUGUAUAAAUGCUUAGAAUGCAGAAAGGACUUUAAUUGUAGCAGUCGCCUUGCAUCUCAUAAAAGGAAACACACCGGAAAGAAGCCAUAUAAAUGCACAGAAUGUGGAAAGAAGUUUUCCUAUAAGGACGGCCUGAUGAGACACCAACGCACCCACACUGGGGAGAAGCCAUAUGCAUCCCUGAUGUGUGGAAAGACAUUUAGUGGACGAGCUGAGCACAGAAGCCACGAAAGGAUCCACACGGGGGAGAAACCCUACGGGUGUGUCGAAUGUGGGAACAGCUUCCGGAAGUACAGUAAUUUCACUCGGCACAAAAUGGUCCACACAGGAGAAAAACCGUACAAAUGCCCAGAGUGCGGAAAAAGCUUCACUCAGAACGCGAACCUUAUCAAACACAAAAGAAUCCAUGUGGGAGAAAAACCAUAUAAAUGUGCCAACAAUGGGAAAAACCAGUCAAAUCGUCUUUCACAACACAAAUCCACAACCACAGAGAAACCAAAACUCGGAAGCUUUUCUCUCUAAUGUUUUCUUCUAAAAAUGGGACCCUUGUGUGGGAAAACUAUAGAAAUAUGGGGUCUGUGCAGAAAUAUUCAAUUGGAAGAAUAGACUAAAGGAAAUCACAUUGACCAACCUUAAAAAUGCCCUGAGUGAGAAAAGAUUCAAAUGGCCCUUUGGAUUUAGGCCCUUAUUUCCCAUAAAAGAUUUUAUUUUGGGAGGAACACCUCAAGUACGUACAAACUCUUGACUAUCAGGACUGGCCCUAAAGACACUUAAACAUGACUUGCCCAUCACCCCAGGACAGAUCUCUAUGGCGUUUCUUUCAUGAGUUUCUGUUUCCCUGCAAACGACAAAACAGAAGUUUAUGAAAGAAAAAGAUCUUAUCUCUUGCCGUGCUGCAGAUGUUGGGAUGCCCAAACAUCAGCAUACCUACACCUGUGAAAAUCUAUGAAAACAAGUUUGUG
This is a messenger RNA of Thamnophis elegans (Western terrestrial garter snake), 2344 nucleotides long. RefSeq names its product zinc finger protein 572-like. Gene Ontology annotation, molecular function: DNA-binding transcription factor activity, RNA polymerase II-specific; RNA polymerase II cis-regulatory region sequence-specific DNA binding. The transcript has a single exon. The coding region runs from base 1230 to 1904 and encodes 224 amino acids. NCBI's taxonomy places the organism in Eukaryota, Metazoa, Chordata, Lepidosauria, Squamata, Natricidae. Gene Ontology annotation, biological process: regulation of transcription by RNA polymerase II. The record is from RefSeq and is a predicted model, not a curated record.